Molecule: messenger RNA, 3271 nt
Organism: Eublepharis macularius
Lineage: Eukaryota; Metazoa; Chordata; Lepidosauria; Squamata; Eublepharidae
Gene: PAK3
Product: p21 (RAC1) activated kinase 3
Exons: 15
Coding region: 90-1721 (543 amino acids)
Biological process (GO): regulation of actin cytoskeleton organization; regulation of axonogenesis; intracellular signal transduction
Cellular component (GO): cytoplasm
Molecular function (GO): ATP binding; protein serine/threonine kinase activity
Source: RefSeq, a predicted model, not a curated record
CCCCGCCCCGCCCCGCCCGCCAGGCCAGGCCGGCCGCCUGGGCGCAGCAUGUGCGGGCGCGCUGCAGUAGGCUGUGAGGGGUGCUGAAGAUGUCAGAUAGCCUGGAUAUUGAAGAGAAACCUCCGGCCCCUCCUUUGAGAAUGAACAGCAACAACCGUGAUUCUUCGACACUCAACCACAGCUCCAAACCUCUUCCCAUGGCACCCGAAGAGAAGAACAAGAAGGCUCGGCUGCGCUCCAUCUUUCCAGGAGGAGGGGAUAAAACCAAUAAGAAGAAAGAGAAAGAACGCCCUGAAAUCUCUCUUCCUUCAGACUUUGAACAUACGAUCCAUGUGGGGUUUGACGCUGUUACUGGAGAAUUCACAGGAAUUCCAGAGCAGUGGGCCAGGCUAUUACAGACGUCAAACAUAACGAAACUGGAGCAGAAGAAGAACCCACAAGCCGUUCUGGAUGUCCUCAAAUUCUACGAUUCCAAAGAGACAGCAAACAACCAGAAAUAUAUGAGCUUCACAUCAGGAGAUAAGAGCGCCCACGGAUACAUAGCAGCCCAUCCUUCGAGCACAAAAACAGCGUCAGAACCCCCUCUAGCUCCCCCUGUUUCGGAAGAAGAGGAUGAGGAAGAUGAAGAGGAGGAGGAUGAUAAUGAACCACCGCCUGUAAUUGCCCCACGUCCAGAACAUACAAAAUCAAUUUAUACACGCUCUGUAAUUGAACCUGUCGCAGCUCCAGCUCCAGCGAAAGAACCGACCACUCCUCAGCCUGAGAACUCCAACACAAACACUUUGUACCGGAACACAGACCGGCAGCGGAAAAAAUCCAAGAUGACGGAUGAGGAGAUCCUAGAGAAACUGCGAAGCAUUGUGAGUGUGGGAGACCCUAAGAAGAAAUAUACACGGUUUGAGAAAAUCGGCCAGGGGGCUUCGGGUACAGUUUAUACAGCGAUAGACAUUGCCACAGGCCAAGAGGUGGCCAUAAAACAAAUGAAUCUUCAGCAGCAGCCCAAAAAGGAAUUAAUAAUUAAUGAAAUCCUGGUCAUGAGGGAAAAUAAGAACCCCAACAUUGUGAACUAUUUAGACAGUUACCUUGUAGGUGAUGAACUUUGGGUAGUAAUGGAAUACUUGGCUGGGGGCUCUUUGACGGAUGUCGUUACAGAAACCUGUAUGGAUGAAGGGCAGAUAGCUGCUGUCUGUAGGGAGUGCCUGCAAGCACUGGAUUUCUUGCAUUCAAACCAAGUGAUCCAUAGAGACAUCAAGAGCGACAACAUUCUUCUCGGGAUGGACGGAUCUGUCAAACUCACUGACUUUGGCUUCUGUGCUCAAAUCACUCCUGAACAGAGUAAACGGAGUACGAUGGUGGGGACUCCUUACUGGAUGGCGCCUGAAGUGGUGACAAGGAAGGCAUACGGCCCCAAGGUGGACAUCUGGUCUUUAGGGAUCAUGGCAAUAGAAAUGGUGGAAGGAGAGCCUCCGUACCUUAAUGAAAAUCCUCUCAGGGCCUUGUAUUUGAUAGCUACAAAUGGGACACCAGAACUCCAGAAUCCUGAGAGACUCUCGGCUGUUUUCCGAGACUUUCUGAAUCGCUGUCUGGAAAUGGAUGUUGACAGGCGAGGGUCUGCCAAGGAACUGUUGCAGCAUCCGUUUUUAAAAUUGGCCAAGCCGCUCUCCAGCCUGACUCCGUUGAUCAUUGCUGCAAAGGAGGCUAUAAAGAACAGUAGUCGCUAGCCCUUGGAGUAGCACAGGCCCGCUCCUUCACAGCAGGACUAAUCAAGAACUCUGCAGAACCUCAGACUUCGCUGCUGCAGGACGGGCAGGCGGGCAAGCUGCGUGGUCGGAGUCAAAGCGGGAGGGAGGCAGCUGUCCUCCAGCCUCCCCGGAACAGAAACCUAUCACGUGUCUUCUUCCCACUUUCAGAUUCCUUAAUUUAUUUCUAAGGCAUUCGGGAGCUUGAUAGAGGCAGGACCACAGGCCACUUUGCUCUUUCAGCCAUUUCCAGGGGAACCGACGGCGCCACAUGAAUGCUGCGCGCGCUCAUCGGGACAGGAGUGGUAACCAAACCAGCUCUUUUUUCCUUGUCUUUUCUGUUCAGCUGUGGAAUGGAAGCAAGGAGGUCCUUUUGCAUUCAGUCUCCUGGGCAGAAUCAAAACUAUUUGCUAACUGCCAUUCACUGGUCAUUAGAGGAGAAGGAACACAGGGGAAAAUGUGUUUUAUUUAACCAAAAAAAAAAAAACACCCAAGAAGCAGAUCAAUCACAGCAUCCUCUGAAGUUUAUGCAUUGAAAUGCAGAAUCCAGGUACCAUUGCAUUCCUGGGCAGGCUGGCACGGAUAUUAUGAAUAUUGGUGCUUUUGUGUUGGUGAGUUUUUCCCUCCCGAAAACAAAAUGGACAUUGUAAUGUGCAGACUGCUUGGUUCUAGCUGGGCGUAUAGAAGGUGGUGGUGGGAGAGCCAGUCCUUCCAGGUACUCAUCCGUUUCUGUGCAGUGUUGGGCCAGUGCUGUUGGGGUUGUAGGCAUGGCUGGAACUGUUCCCUAGAUGGUUGGAAUGGGGACUCGUUGCUCCCAGUUGGAGUCACGUCCGCAGCCCUAAACCCACCUCCCCACUGAUUUCAAGAUAGCAAAACCAAGAACAUGCAUUAUCAUCAGAGGCCGUGCGAGUCUUUGAUGUUGCCCAGCUGGAGGAAGUGCAUCUCCUCCGACCUUAUGGCCCUUGUUGGGUUCUGGAGGAGAUACACAGCGAGCCCCCAAGGUCACAGGGAUGCUGUCGACUGAAGUGGUCCUUCUGGACCGCAAACUGGAAACUCCGCCUCAGUUAAGUCAAAUGAAUGCGGGUCGUUGGGGUUUGGUCCUCUGAGCCCUGCUGACUGUGUAGCAAGAGCUUGCGAAGGAAAUGACUGGCUUGGCCAGGGGAACAGAUGGCUAGAGGAGGGAGGUGCUUCUGCAACGGAAUAUGGUUGAGGGGUGCCCCCCCCCGGUCCUGCUGUAACUAGAAAGCAAAAGCUGAACUGCCCCUCUUGCUGAGGCCUAGAAAUGACUGUGAAUAUCUGUACGAUUAAACAAUUUGUGUUGAUGUUUCUUUCAGCCUGAGUCGAGCUGACCGCACUGUCUUUUGUUCAGCAAAAACGGGGCUGGUUUGGACUCCUGAUUCCUCGGGUUGCCAGCAUUGCUUUUCCUAGCCAGCUUUUAACAGCCACUUAGUUUGCAGGCAUGAGCAGGUGAUCCUGUGUCUUUUUGAGCCAUGACAAACUGUCACCUGCUCGCUUUUCGCAGCACCUGACUG